GAAGGUAGUCAGGAAGGUGGGUGGAGAAAACGAAAACCCUCGAGUGUCUUCUUCUUGAUUCAUUCCGGUGUUCUCUCUGCCUUUCACUCGCGUUUAAGCUCUUACACUCGACGCUGCCUCCGUGAGCUCUCUCUCUCUCUCUCUCCUGUUACUGCAACCAUGUCGACUAUUAUGCAGAAGAUCAAAGAAAUCGAAGAUGAGAUGGCUAGGACUCAGAAGAACAAAGCCACCGCGCAUCAUCUGGGUUUGUUAAAGGCCAAACUUGCCAAGCUACGAAGGGACCUUCUUGCACCGCCUACUAAAGGUGGUGGUGCUGCUGCUGGCGAAGGUUUUGAUGUCACCAAAAGUGGAGAUUCUCGAGUUGGACUUGUUGGGUUUCCUUCCGUUGGGAAAUCCACGCUCUUGAACAAGCUCACUGGAACGUUUUCCGAGGUUGCUUCUUAUGAGUUCACAACAUUGACAUGCAUUCCCGGUGUUAUUACAUACCGUGGAGCUAAAAUUCAGCUAUUGGAUCUUCCUGGUAUUAUUGAGGGUGCCAAAGACGGAAAAGGUAGAGGACGACAGGUUAUAAGUACUGCUAGGACUUGCAAUUGCAUCAUAAUAGUUCUUGAUGCCAUAAAGCCAAUAACUCACAAGCGUCUCAUUGAAAAGGAGCUUGAAGGAUUCGGAAUUAGGUUGAACAAGGAGCCACCUAAUCUCACGUUCAGGAAAAAAGACAAAGGUGGUAUCAAUCUAACGUCCACAGUCACUGCGACCCACCUUGACCUCGACACUGUCAAGGCGAUUUGCAGUGAAUACAGGAUGCACAACGCUGACAUUACUCUGCGCUACGAUGCAACGGCUGAUGACCUCAUCGAUGUUAUCGAGGGCAGUCGGAUCUACAUGCCCUGUAUCUAUGCCGUCAACAAGAUCGAUCAAAUCACCCUCGAGGAACUUGAAAUUUUGGACAAACUUCCUCAUUACUGUCCUAUCAGUGCGCAUCUGGAGUGGAAUCUCGAUGGUCUUCUUGAUAAGAUAUGGGAAUAUUUGGAUCUAACUCGAAUCUACACAAAACCAAAGGCAAUGAAUCCGGAUUAUGAUGACCCUGUCAUCUUAUCUUCCAAGAAGAGAACAGUUGAGGACUUCUGCAUCCGGAUUCACAAAGACAUGCUUAAGCAAUUCAAGUACGCUUUAGUAUGGGGUUCGAGUGCAAAGCAUAAGCCACAGAGAGUUGGAAGGGAACACGAGCUCGAGGACGAGGAUGUUGUUCAGAUCGUUAAAAAGAUAUGAUAUCUCUACACAUAGAAGAAGGUUAGGAUCUUCUUUUGGAUUCUCAGCUUAUCUUUUUGUACUCCUUUCUGUGUAUUAUUAUGUCAGAUAAAGCAAACUGUGUCUUCACUUUUUUGGUUUGUCUUGUUGGAUAAUCUUAUCUUUUACCAAUGAUAGCAUCUCAUGUGAUGAAUGUUUUGUCGGGAACACUUCCAUAUAAAAAAACUACAGAUAUUGUUUUGCGUAGAUA
Brassica oleracea var. oleracea is the source of this 1498-nucleotide messenger RNA. RefSeq names its product developmentally-regulated G-protein 3. Gene Ontology annotation, cellular component: cytoplasm. Lineage: Eukaryota; Viridiplantae; Streptophyta; Magnoliopsida; Brassicales; Brassicaceae. The transcript has 10 exons. The record is from RefSeq and is a predicted model, not a curated record. The coding region runs from base 160 to 1269 and encodes 369 amino acids. Gene Ontology annotation, biological process: cytoplasmic translation. Gene Ontology annotation, molecular function: GTP binding; GTPase activity.